UCUUCAGUCUGGGGUCCUGGGGGCACCCUGGCCGGGGUCUGAGCUUCAGGGAUCCAGUUUUCCUGUCUGUCGAGGGGUCUGGAUCCUGUGACUGUCCUCUCUACGUCUGUGAGGGACGCUGGUCUGUCCCUGGCAGGGGCAGCUUGAAACCCCUCAUUUCACAAAACAGAAAUCGGACCAGAGAGGGGAAGGCACGUGGCCAGUCACGCAGCAGCAUGUCAGACAAGGGGGCUGCUCAGGACCCCAGAUCCAGCAUGAGGGAGCAGGACCAGCAGGUGAGGAGCCACCCCGGAUCCAGCAUGAGGGAGCAGGACCAGCAGAAUGUGGUGCAGCGCAUGGCAGCUUUGCCGCUGGUCAGGGCCACAUGCACGGCCGUCUCCGGUGCUUAUCACGCGGCCAAGGACAAGCACCCUCUGCUGGGCUCCGCCUGCCGCCUUGCUGAGCACUGUGUGUGCAGUGUGACCAGCUGCGCCCUGGACCAUGCACAGCCACUGCUUGACCAUCUGCAGCCACAGCUGGCCACAGUGAACGAUCUCGCCUGCAGGGGUCUGGACAAGCUGGAGGAGAAACUGCCUUUCCUCCAGCAACCUUCGGACACGGUGGUGACCUCAGCUAAGGAUGCGGUGGCCAGCAGUGUGACAGGGGUGGUGGACCUGGCACAGCGGGGCCGGCGCUGGAGCGGGGAGCUGAGGCGUUCAGUGAGCCAGGCCAUGGACAUGGUACUGGGCAAGUCUGAGGACCUGGUGGACCACUUUCUGCCCAUGACCGAGGACGAGCUGGCGGCCCUGGCGGCUGAGGCUGAGGGCCCGGAAGUGGGCUCACUGGAGGAGCAGAGGCGACAGCAAGGCUACUUUGUUCGUCUGGGGUCCCUGUCAGCACGCCUCCGCCAUCUGGCCUAUGAGCACUCUUUGGGGAAACUGAAGCAAACCAAACACCACACCCAGGACACGCUGGCCCAGCUGCAGGAGACCCUGGAGCUGAUCCACCGUCUGCAGAGUGAGGCAAGCCUCAUGUCCACUGCCAAGGCCACUAAGGUGCAUGAGCCAUGGGAGGAUUGGAACUCGUGGCUUGAGAAUGGGCAAAGCCGCAGCCAGGUGGAGCUGGAGACACUGGCUGUGUCGCGCAUCCUGACCCGGGAGCUGCAGAGUGCGGUGGAUGCUCUGGCUGCCUGUGUGCAUGGGCUGCCGCCAGGCGCCCGAGCCAAGGUGAGUGAGGUGCAGCGCAGCGUGGACGCCCUGCAGGCCGCCUUUGCCAAUGCGCGCUGCCUGGGGGACGUGGCACCCGCUGCACUGGACGAGGGCAGGGGCAGCGUGGCCCGGGCACACGCAUGCGUGGAUGAGCUGCUGCAGCUGGUCCUGCGCACCAUGCCACUGCCUUGGCUCGUGGGUCCUUUUGCGCCAGUCCUGGUGGAGCGGCCGGAGCCCCUGGCUGACCUGGCUGACUGUGUGGACGAGGUGGUGGGUGGCCCCGAUCCUCGCUGGGCGCACAUGGACUGGCCGGCCCAGCAGAAGGCCUGGGAGGCGGAGCACGCAGACCUGGAGGGUCAGGAGCCCGAACUCCCAAGUGUCCAGGUCAAGCACACCCUAAUGCCGGAGCUGGACUUCUGACUGAAGCCCCGCCUACCGCCUGGUGGCCAUGCGAGUUCCUUUCCCAGGCUGUGGUUCCAUAGAAGAUCCUGAGGUCUGAGUGGACCUCACUUUAGCCACUUCCAACCCGUUCGAGAUCCUGUUCCCAGCCACAAAGCCUGGCCAGGAGCAUGCGUAUCAUAUCUGUGCUCAGGUCAAAGCUAAGGCAGGAGGAUUGUGCGUUUGCCGAUAGCCUGGGUGGGCUACUGAGUGAGACUGUCUCAAAAAUAAAUCAAAAAGCCAGGUGUGGAGGUGCACACCUUUAAUCCCAUCACCCAGCAGGCA
Molecule: messenger RNA, 1910 nt
Organism: Nannospalax galili (Upper Galilee mountains blind mole rat)
Lineage: Eukaryota; Metazoa; Chordata; Mammalia; Rodentia; Spalacidae
Gene: Plin5
Product: perilipin 5
Exons: 9
Coding region: 216-1607 (463 amino acids)
Biological process (GO): lipid storage; positive regulation of triglyceride storage
Cellular component (GO): lipid droplet; cytosol
Source: RefSeq, a predicted model, not a curated record